AUGGAUGCCACGGGAAAGCAAACGCUGUAUGCCGCGAUCGCGACGUUUCUUGUGAUUGGCAUCGCUUGGAUAUGGAAACUCAACAGCACCUUGAAACAGACACCACCAGAAGUAUUAGCUAUCUCCCCACACCGCUGGACAGAGCAAGAGAUCAAAGAUACCUACCGACGCAUUGAGGCCAACCCGAUCGACUGGGCUAAACAACUCCCGCCGCAGCUGAACCGUCGUUACAUUGUAACAGGCGGCUGCGGCGGAGUCGGUGGUCAAAUCGUCCUACACUUACUUGCCCGUGGCCAGUCUCCGGAGAGCAUCCGAAUCAUCGAUUUCCAAAAGCCGGUCCGAUCUGAUAUGACAACGGGCUCUGCCGCUCUAGUUGACUUUGCGCAAGCUGAUAUCACAUCGCCACCGGCAACGUCUGCGGCAUUUAAUAAGCCAUGGCCCAAGAGCGUUGCCCAUCUUCCACUUACUGUCUUCCACACGGCUGCCAUAAUCCAAGCGUCGGAGCGCUCCCUUAAAACUUAUGAGCGCAUAAAGCGCGUCAAUAUCGACGGUGUACAAAAUGUCUUAGACGCGUCGAAGCAAGCCGGCGCUACCGUCUUCGUGUCUACAUCCUCCGCCUCAGUUGCUUAUACGCCCGUUAGGUAUUGGAAUAAUCCUUUUCAGCGCUGGCCUGAGAACUAUUGGCAACUACUCGACGACUCUGAUUUUGACCGACCGUUGCGACCGCACGCGCAAUUCUUUAGCAAUUAUGCGCACGCAAAGGCGACCGCCGAACGCCUUAUCUCCGAGGCUAAUAACUCCGGUUUCCGCACGGGGAUCGUGCGCCCUGGGAACGGUAUCUACGGUAGCAGUCACGGCGACCAGAUCAUUGGGCUUUGUUUGAGGGCUGCAAAUGUUGUUCCCCCCGCGGAGGCACGGCCGCCACGCCUUACCUUCGGCGUUGAAAUGGAAUUUGUAGUUCCCUGGUUGCCCGAGGGCGUUGACGAUGUCCUCGAACAUAUCAAAGGUCUACCUCCGAUCUUUAGGAUAAAGGAGGAACCAAAGGAUGGAGACAUUCCAGCCGUGAUUUAUAAAAUGAUCAAAGCUCUCUUCGAGAAACACAACCUUCCAGCCAAUAUUAAGACUUAUACAUAUAAGACUGAUUUUAUCAAGGGAAUACUCGGUAAUUAUAAUCAUUGGGGAGUUACGGAAGACGUUACCGUUAAUGAACCCGUCGAAGCCAAGACCUUUGACUGGGUCAAAAAGUUUGGAUGGGUGGGCGUCGAGGUUCAGACUCCCGUCGAGCCUGAUAUCCCUGCUGCUUUCGAAGUUCUUAAUUACGCUCGACAGCUUCUAAUCUCGUCGUAUAGGUGUCGCGUCAACCAUUCCUGUGGACUCCAUGUUCAUGUUGGAAACGGUGCCGAAUACUUUCCCCUCGACUCUUUGCGACGUAUUGCUUCACUAGUAUUUGCUACGGAGCACUUGCUCACCACCCUCAACCACCCCUGGCGGGUAGUUAAUUGGAACUGUCGAACAUUGCGGGACAGAAGUAAUUUGUCGAAUCGGUUAGAUGGUCAAGCAAUGAGUCCUGGCCCGACGCAUGAAACUGGAUCUGGAAGAGAUUGCGUCCGGUAUCUUGCCACAGAAGUCCGACACGGAGAGGAGCCUAUAUCCUGGAGAGAGGAGAAUCGAUCGAAUAAGUAUGUGGAUGCUUUCGAUGAAAAUAGGAAUAAAGCUGGGUUUCAACCUUUCCAACCAAAGAUGGAACCUAAGGCUGGGGAAGCAGCCCCAAAAAAGAAAAGAAUAAAAGCUAAAGCGAAGAAUGCAGGAGGGAAAGAAGAGGAGGAUCAGGUAAUCAAAGCGUCUAGCGAUCCGUUCAUCCGGCCUAUCAAACCCAGCAAGCCCGUCCGCACACGAAACAUUCCAAGAAUCGCAAGAACGCGCUAUACUGAUGAACAACUCGAAGACAUCAACGAGAAGACAAGAGACUGGGGUUGCUCCGGCCUCGAGGUAGACGGUCCAAAUUCCCAUCGGGCACCAGACCCAGGCGUAUUCGCAGGGGUCCAGCAAAUCUACCAGAGCGUGAGCAGCUGCGAAAUCGCGCAUCUCAUGUAUCCCCGAGGAGGGGCCAUGGUGAAUUUCCGGCACUACGCGUGCGAUUCAUUCAUGCAUCGCAACUCGGGGCGCACGAUCGAGUUCCGGGGAGCCGAGGGCAGCCUCAGCUCCUGGGUAGUGGUCUGGGCGAAGAUUUGCGUAGGCCUGAUCAAGUUCGCCAUUCGAUCGCCUUACUACGAGUUCACUCGCGUUCUUGAGAACUGCGAUAUCUCGACCGACGAGGAUGGUGUGUAUGAUUGCAUUGACUUGCUUGAUGAUUUGGGACUCUAUGCGGAGGCGGAAGCGGCUGAGAAAGGAUCGCGGCGAAUAAAGAGGAAUGGGGUCUCGAGUACGUGGAGCCGGAGAGAAGGCGGCUGA
Molecule: messenger RNA, 2451 nt
Organism: Daldinia childiae
Lineage: Eukaryota; Fungi; Ascomycota; Sordariomycetes; Xylariales; Hypoxylaceae
Product: 3 beta-hydroxysteroid dehydrogenase type 7
Exons: 2
Coding region: 1-2451 (816 amino acids)
Biological process (GO): steroid biosynthetic process
Molecular function (GO): 3-beta-hydroxy-Delta5-steroid dehydrogenase (NAD+) activity
Source: RefSeq, a predicted model, not a curated record